AUGGAAAAAAACUCCUUGUCACGAACCAUACGAGUAGUGAAUAAUCACUUUGUAGUAUAUUCUAUUAAGGAUGCCAAGGAAACUACCAUAAACCUUUAUAAUAAUGCAAGAAAGGUCGAUGGAGUUCCAUUUGACGAGUCUCUCAAUAUGUUGUAUGUUGUCAGAGUUGUUAAAUCAAAACUGGAACUAAUUUUCCAUGUUGUGGGUCAACUGAGAGAGGAGGUAAACAAAGAUGUUAUCAUGGGCGAUGCAAGUAGAACUUCUAUUCCUUCUGGCCCACUAGACUCCUAUAACAAAAAGAUUGUCGCGAUGGUUCAACACGUCAUUUAUGAGCCAAAUAAAUUAUAUUGGGAUAUGAAGAAAUCAACGGUUUUAGACUCAGACAAGCUUCAGCUAGAACGCAGGUUACGAUUCACAACAAUGGCUUUCUUUGGUAAACUUGGGAAUAUUCUACGACAAUCUACAAACAGGAAGAUUAUUUCGGAAUUGCGUCCGGCCCCAUCGCUUUUCCAGGCUAUAAGAUGCUUUUGUUCUGCUCCAACUACAAAGCUAUUUAUUGGGGGUAUUUCAUAUUCGACUGAUGAGCCAAGUUUGAGGGAAGCUUUUUCAAGAUACGGCGAAGUACUUGAUGCUAGGGUGAUUAUGGAUCGCGAAACCGGUAGAUCCAGAGGAUUUGGCUUUAUCACAUUCAAUUCAGUUGAGGAGGCAUCUAGUGCUAUUCAAGCAUUGGAUGGUCAGGACCUUCAUGGUCGUCGAGUUAGGGUAAAUUAUGCUAAUGAAAGGCCUCGUGUAUAUGGUGGCGGCGGCGGUUCUUAUGGCAAUGCACCAUAUGGUGGUGGAGCUGGGUAUGCAGGUGGUGGUGGAGGUGGCUAUGGUGGAGGUUACGGUGGUGGUGGCUAUGGUGGAGGUUACGGGGGUGGUGGAUAUGGUGGAGGCAGCUCUGGGCCUGGAGGGAAUUAUGGGGGCAGUGAUGCUGGCAAUAACUAUUCUGCUCCCAGUGGAAGUGGGGUGAGUUAUGGGAAUGAUGGCAGUGGUGGUUUUCCUGCUGACUUUGGUGGUGCAGGUAGCGGUGCUGGCUCUGCUGGUGGACACCUUGAUAGCAAUGACAGUGGCAAUGUAAAUGAGGAUUUUGGAAAUUUUAAGGAUGACAAUGAUGAUGACACUGAUAAUUUUGCCAAAAGGGUCUGA
Molecule: messenger RNA, 1188 nt
Organism: Vicia faba (fava bean)
Lineage: Eukaryota; Viridiplantae; Streptophyta; Magnoliopsida; Fabales; Fabaceae
Source: the annotation of a GenBank genome assembly